AUGUUCUACGAUCCGUCUUUGCUGGCCAAGACCGGGCCUUUGGCUCGCGUCUGGCUCGCGUCAAACGUCGAACGAAAGCUUUCCAAGUCGCAGAUUCUUCAGUCAGAUAUCCCCGGCAGUGUGGGAGCCAUAGUUGACCGCGGCGAUGAGCCCAUGGCCCUGCGGCUGAGCGGCCAGCUUAUGCUGGGGGUGGUGCGCAUUUACGGGAGGAAGGCGAGGUAUUUACUGGAUGAUUGCAACGAAACACUGGUCAAGAUUCGCAUGACCUUCAAGUCAACAAACAACCAUGAUCUGCCUGCUCAUGCGACAACCACAGUCGACUUGAAUCUGCCAGAAUUGUUGACCAUUGACGACCUGUUUUCCACCAUGGAUUUCGCCUUCCCCAUGACUCAACAACCCACACUAUCUGCACCUGACACACAGGAUCUGGAUGAGGACUGGACUAGCAGUCUCAAUCCACAGCAGAGCAGCACUCAGUCUAUGCUUACACCCGGCGAGGAGCCACUGUACAAUGAAGAUGAUCUCAACUUGAACUUCGGGGAUGGCGACGAGAUGGAUCUCAAUGAGACGACUGUGAGCAUGAACAUUGGCCGAGAAGCUCCAACGCCCAAGGCCGAUCAUGGCGACCUGCUCGCGGAGGAGGGCCUCAUCCACGACGACGGGGAUCUCAACUUGGAUUUUGGAGAGGACGUUGAAAUGGCGGACGAUGCUGAGUCGCCUCGCCUAGCCGAAGAACCCCUCGCAGAUGUCAUACCUGAUGCACCGUUGGACUUUGGUGACGACGAGACUCUGAAGCUGCGAGAAGCUGCGGAAGCCGAGGCCCGCCGAAGAGACACAGACUCUCCUCUUUCAGAUGCUGAGUCCGAUGUCUUACGCAACCUAGAUCAGACUUUUCAAAACCUGAACACUGAGGAAGAUGUGGAGGAAGUUGCGGUCCAGCAACGCCAGAGAAGUCGGAAGCAGAAACCCCUCGCCCCCGAUGUCGAAACGGUCCUGCACAACAGGCAGAUCAAAGCCCAGGCAGAGGAUCGAUCGAAAAUCCUGCGUGCUCCAUCCUUCCUUCCCCGCGAUCCUAUCCUCCUCACUCUCAUGAACAUGCAGAAGAACGGCGAUUUUGUAAGCAAUGCUAUGAAUGACGGCCGAUCGAGAAACUGGGCUCCCGAAUUACAGGGUUUGUUGUCCUUCGAAAUGUUCAUGGGAUCUGGUGAACGCAAGCGUAAGCGAGACAGUGGCAUUGGCGGGUUGAGUGAGGAUGAGCACAACGAGAAAUCCCCUCGGUUGGAAGGUCCUGAUGAUCUCGUGGAAGAUGAAGGCGUGCAAAUCGAAGAAUUUGAAGCCCAGGUCCCCCAGAUCCCUGCCGAUGAUGGAGUUCAGCCACUUAUUGGUGAUGGCGCGCCGGGGUUAGAGGAUAUUGUACUCGGGGAGGACGAUGCAGGUAUUUUCGACGGCGAAGACACGUUCGACGAGACGACGGUGCCACUGCUUCACCCUUCAGAAAGCGGCCCUGUCUCGCUUGGCACCAAACAUGCUGUUCACUUACUGCGAGAGCAUUUGGGUGGUGCAGAUGGCUCUCAGACUUCGUCACCUGCGAAGAAAUCUGUGCUCCUUACUGAGCUUGUUCCUGAGGGCCGAACCAGCAAGGAAGAUGCGACCAAGAUGUUCUUUGAGGUACUUGUGCUGGCGACGAAAGACGCCAUCAAGGUCGAGCAGCCGAUAGACAAAGCCAACAAGGAAAUGGGUCUGCCUCUGAGAAUUCGAGCAAAGAGAGGACUAUGGGGCAGCUGGGCUGAGACGAGCCCAGGCGAUGAUCCGGCAGCGGCAUCACAGCAAGUCGAGGUUGGCGCAUGA
This is a messenger RNA of Exophiala spinifera, 1848 nucleotides long. RefSeq lists its product as uncharacterized. Gene Ontology annotation, molecular function: protein binding; chromatin binding. The transcript has 2 exons. Lineage: Eukaryota; Fungi; Ascomycota; Eurotiomycetes; Chaetothyriales; Herpotrichiellaceae. The coding region runs from base 1 to 1848 and encodes 615 amino acids. Gene Ontology annotation, cellular component: synaptonemal complex; cohesin complex. The record is from RefSeq and is a predicted model, not a curated record. Gene Ontology annotation, biological process: synaptonemal complex assembly; replication-born double-strand break repair via sister chromatid exchange; mitotic sister chromatid cohesion.